UUUAUUUUUUUCAAGAGCCAAGGAACCGCCGGCCCAGCUCGACCACGCCAGUGACGUCACGAAGAGGACAGUCGAGCGAAGGGACGCGGAGGAGGAGGACCCAGCACCACCACGCACGCCGCCCGAUACACCCCCGCUGUGGCCCGCUACAGACCCGCGCCGCCGCCCUACCCUAUGGUCAAUAUGAGCUGCUACAUCCAAGUGUGCGAGGACGAGAACGACGAGCCCAUUGAGAUCCCCACGGAGGAUGACAACACACUGCUGCUCUCGACCCUCGUGGCGCAGUUCCCCGGCGCCUGCGGCCUCAAGUACCGUCAUGCUGAGAGCCGUAGCAUGAGGGGCGUCAGGCUGGUGGACGGCCGCCUGCACUCUCCUGACGAGGGCUGGAACUACGUCUUCUUCUGCGUGUUUCCUAAGGAGGAGCGUUUAAGAAACAUGAUCCCCGCAGCUACCGGGUUAAUGGAGUUUGAAUCAUCAUAUUUACUAGAAAACAAGCGUAAGAGCGAUGACCACCUGGAGAGUUCCAUGUCCAAGACCAAGCGCAUGGAGAGCAAGCAGCGCUGCUCUGACCUCAUCGUGCUGGGGCUGCCCUGGAAGACCACUGAGAAGGAGCUGCGGGAGUACUUUGAGCCCUUCGGGGAGGUCCUGAUGGCUCAGGUCAAGAAGGACCCCAAGACCAACCAGAGUAAAGGGUUUGGUUUCAUUCGCUUUGGCAAUUAUGAGACCCAGGUGCGUGUCCUCUCCCAGCGGCACAUGAUCGACGGGCGCCUGUGUGACGUGAAGAUUCCCAACUCCAAGAGCGCCUCACUGUACGACCAACAGCAACAAUUUGAAGCCCACGAGUUUCAUUGGCCGAUGGGUUUGGCGUCGCACGCUGAUUGGCCAGGCAUGGGGAAUCUUCCGUCGCGCGAAGGCCAAGUUCAGCAGGUGAACAGCAAGGUGUUCAUCGGCCGCUGCACCGAAGACAUCACCGCCGAUGACCUGCGCGAGUACUUCAGCAAGUUUGGUGAGGUCACCGAUGUUUUCAUUCCUAAGCCAUUCAGGGCCUUUGCCUUUGUCACUUUCCUAGAUCCUGAAGUAGCUCAGAACCUGUGUGGGGAGGACCACAUAGUGAAGGGAACCUCCGUCCAUGUGUCCAACGCUGCGCCCAAGAGUGACCCCAACCGCGGGCCUUUUGGACGUGGUGGGCGCAUGGAUGGGCGGUACGGGCAGUAUGGCAGCUACGGGGGGGGCAUGAACAAUGGGGGAAGCUGGAAUCAGGCCGGGAGCCGCGACAUGCCCAACCUGGCAGCUCUGGGCACGUCGCUGGGGCUAGGGUCAGGACAGGGAGGGCAGGGCAGUGGGCAGAAUGUCAAUCCCCUCAACAUGGGGGCCCUGACCAUGCCCAUGCUGGCUGCCCUCAGCCAGGCUAGCUGGGGACUUCUGGGGAACCUGCAGCAGCAGAAUCAGGAUGGCACACAGGCUCCCGGCUACAGUCAGGGGGGCCAGCCAAGCCAGGGGGGGCCCCCCAAUAACCCUCCACCAGUCAACCAGACUGCUGGGGGAGGGGGCAGCCAUGGGAGCUGGGGCACUGGGGGCUCCAGUGGGGGGGGGAGUUGGGGCGAGGGCAAUCAGGGGGGGUCUUGGGGGCCAUCUCAGGGGGGCCGCGAGAAGUACAACAGGUAUGACAUGUAAGAGAGAGAUGACAGAUGUACGGCAGACCUGGGUGGCUGAGGAGUGGAUGAUGACACCAGGCUAUGAACAAGUAGUUGAAGAAUGAUGAUGAUGAUGAUGAUGCUGUCAGAAUGUUUACAUCCCUUUUUGAGUGUGCUGAAUAUUAUAAUCUUAGCGGCCUGCAAAGGCAGAGGGGGUGGCUCAGGGGUGUUAUGUGUGUGUGGUCAUGUCAACACUCCCUCUUCCCUUGUCUCAAGCAUGCUCCAUAGAUUUAGCAUAGUAUUCACUUUAACUAUAAUAAUAUUCACGCUUAGUGUGUAUCAUUUGGUGUGGUGGUCAUGUAUGGGUGGGUGUAGCCCCGAGUGUUGCAGCCAUAGUGGAACACAUGGUAUGAUUGUAUGGGCGCUCCUCUCGCUGUGUGUAGCCUCCCGGGGCAGGGCCGCGGCGUGGCUCAUGCCCGCAGGAAAGUGACCAGGCGCGUGUGACAGCUCCAUUGUACUGAGAGUGGUAUGGACGUGUGGAUGGCAGAGCUUGCCUAUGCCAGGGUUGUGCAAAAAGUUAGUCCAAUGGGUGUGCAAGUCUCAGUCGCGUGAGAGAGGCCCUCCCGGCCCCCGGGGGGGCGUGACGGUGCUGCCCUCACGCCCCCUCACUGGCCGGGAGGACUGAGGCAACAAUCAGUACCAUGAGCCUGGCUCCAUACCGUUCUCAUGAAAUGCUGUUAUAAAUGUUACAGUUGACAAAUGAUUUUUUCCAACCUGCUUCAUGACACCAAUGUAAUCUAAGGUCACACUUUCUUGCUUUUUUUCCCCCCCAAUAGUUGUAGCUGUUCGCCCUAUGUGAACAGUGUGGAACCAGGAGUCUUGUAUAUAGUGUGUUUGUUUGCAGCAAAGCAGUGUGGGGCCGUUGGUUUCCGGGGCUGCACGCGCCCCUGUGGCUGCCCCGCCGUGUUCCGGGGCAGGCAUGGGGGACGGAGGGCGCCGGGAACUGCCCGCUCCUUCACUUAGUUAUAAUCAUGUUUCUCAUUCUAAUCACAGACUCGAUAUUUGCCAGUGUGAGGUGUGACCGAGGAAGCUCUGAGUGUGUAGACUAGGAAGGCCAAGCUAUGAGUGUGUGUCAUGCUACAAAUUGAUAUAUUUUGAAAGUCUCGUAUGAGCAUUGGCCUCUAUUUUAAUACUUCGAGUGCAUCUGUUUAUGAUAACCAAAAAGUGCAUGAGUCUCAUUGGUCUAGUGUAGACUCUUGCCCCUUCACACCCUGCUCAACAGAUCUUAUUGCUUAGCAUUCUGUCAGUGAGCACUGCACAAGUCUUUUUUCCUUCAAUUCUUGUCUAGGAAAGUAUAAUAGUUGGAAGUGUAUUGCCGAUGAAUUUGAGUUGUGUAAAAAUUGUGUGCAAGGGAAAUUUUUCAGUCCUUAAAGCUUGGUGCAAAAAUGUGUUCAUGGCAAUAAACCUCUUGCUUUUACUUAUUCUGGGGAAGGGGCAAUUAUAACCUUGACCUCACCUGACCUCACCUCUCAGUGUUGCCGAGGUCACUGACCUGGGAAUCACAGUACAAAGUCUGUGUGUUGAGCAUGGUGGUCAGAGUGGCCUGGUGGAGGCAGGAAGGCUCGUCCAAUACAUACCUGACUUCUGCGUGGAAGACAUGGCCCGGCUGGGUUGUUGUUGUUGUUUCAAGUGGCAUUUAUCUUAUCCAGUAAGAUGUGAUGUUUGCAUGUGUUUUUGGGUUCAUAAUGGAAGUGUUUUGUUUAGUUCAUUCUUCAUUUUGUGAGUUGGCUUCCCAGUGAGCUAAUACUAAGUAAGCAUUGCCAGCCUUCCUGCUCUCCCGUGACCCACUGUUGAAAGGAGGUGUGACAGAGCCAUGUAAGAUUUAACAAGCAGGCCUUGUGUUAAACCACAAGCUCUUCUCAGUCAUAAAUGAAAGAAUUUCUGAUUUUAGUUUUUUGGCAUGAGUGUAUUUCUGUACGAUUGAUAAGGAAUAGUCUCACAAAUUAUAAACAUUACUGUUCUUUUCCUUCCAUUCAUUUCACCCCAAGAUAUAAAUAACACUUACGUAGAUUUUCACCCAUAUACGAGGUGUACAUGACUCCAUACAGGCCCUUUAUUAAAAGUGUGUGCUGUGAGUUUCUAAACAUUAAAUUGUAGGAAGGUACAAAAGUGCGUGUCCUGCCAGUAGGUGACGUGUGGAGUGGCGUGUGUGUGUGACGACAGGAGCUGCCGGUCUGGUGGAUGCGUUGCACUGCGUAUAACUUACCUCUUGGCGUGAAUUGGAUGUCCCUCAAUAGUUCAUAAAGCCACACCUAAAUUGAUUAAGUACUACCAUCCUCCUCUUCCCAGGAACAGCUUUGCCAAUCAUUGCGUAUGUCACCUUAAGCUUCUUGACCAGAGUGCGGGGGUUGACAGGGCGCGUCCCUCUCUCGGGAGGAGUGUCUAGGGCGUUGGUACUAGGUAGGAAGACUAGGGCUAAGGUAGAUAAGGGUUAGGGAGAGAUACACAUGACUGGUAUGUGCAUGUACUGGAAGGAAGAUGCUUGACACCCUGAGAAUGUGCAGAUGGAGAAGGAUGGGGAUGGAAUACAUGUAUGUGUAUGCUGAUGGAUGACACCCGGCGAGAGAUGUGAAUCCAGAUGUGCUUGAGAUGAACGACCGUGUCUCGCAGCCUGGAUGUGUCGGAUGAGUCACUUCUUUGUGUGGAGAGUUUCUGAUGUGAAGUUGAUGGUAUAUGUGAGUCUACUGUUGUCCUUCUGGUGUGUGUGUGAGUGGUUGUACUACUAGCGUGCUCUGUCUUAAUAAAGGAUUCACAGCUAC
Messenger RNA from Eriocheir sinensis (Chinese mitten crab), 4453 nucleotides. Its product is annotated as TAR DNA-binding protein 43-like. The record is from RefSeq and is a predicted model, not a curated record. The coding region runs from base 175 to 1674 and encodes 499 amino acids. Gene Ontology annotation, biological process: regulation of gene expression. Gene Ontology annotation, cellular component: nucleoplasm. Gene Ontology annotation, molecular function: RNA binding. NCBI's taxonomy places the organism in Eukaryota, Metazoa, Arthropoda, Malacostraca, Decapoda, Varunidae. The transcript has 6 exons.